CAGUUAUUGGCCACUUAACUGCGGAGGAUUCUCCAAAGUGGCAAAAGGAGACCUGGCAGGAAAAUGCUGCUCCCUGAGCUGGGCUGGAGGGGCAGCCCGGGGAAGCCUUUGCGUUAGCAGCCCUCACAGAAAGGCAGAUGGGAGCAGAAAAUGUUGCGAUGAAGAAUAUGGAAUGAGAUGAGAUCACUGCAUCAGUCUGUCCUUUGUAGAUCUGGACAAUGAUCAGGGAGCCAGAUUGGAUUAGUGAAACCUAUUUACCGCAAGUUCAGAGCGGUCGCAUGAGGCUGGAAGGCAGUCGGGAGGGAGAGGCGGAAAAUGCACCAGAUUUACAGCUGCAGCGACGAGAACUUGGAGGUUUUCACCACCGUGAUUUCAUCCAAAACUUGUAGCCCUGCCCGGAGGAGAGCCAAAGGCACCCAGCACAUCCUGACCAAGAGUGUCGUGGCCGUAUCAGACCAUCGGCGCCCCCGGGCAGAGCAGCUGCAGCCCCACCGGGGGGAGCUCCUGCAGGCGCUGUGCAGCGAGGAUGAGCUGCGGGGCUUGGGGCACCUGCAGAGCAGGCAGAGGGGGCCCUGCCCCUCCAAGGUGGGACUUGCUGAACGAGAGCCAUCCAGAUCCUGUCACCACCUGUUGGAUGGAAAAUCUUUGUCCCCACCAUCACCAGUUGCCCGGAUCACAGCGAGAGCAGCAGUUGCCCCAGGCUCACCUGGAGGCCACAGCACUUCUACACAGGAGCACAGGCAGCGCUGGAGGAAGACAGCAGAGUAUGACCCGACCCUGCCACCUGGAGCAGAAGCUUCCCUGCCACUGACAGGAGGCAGCCUGUGUGGGACACCCAGCCUCCUGAGGAAGAUGUGGAUGAAGCACAAGAAGAAGUCAGAGUACCUGGGAGCGACAAACAGUGCCUUUGAGGCAGACUGAGGAGGCUCAGCAGCACCUGGAGAGACAGAAGGUCCUUGAGGCAGGACAAGUGCUGUGGGAUGGCUGCAGGGACAGCCACAGCACAGCUCAGCCAGGAUAACCACCUCCUCAGCCUGCUUGAUGCCAUUGCCUCAGAGCAGUGGCAGAAAGGCUGGCUGAGGGAAGAUGGUGAACAUGAUGCAUCUCCUUUGUUGUAAUCUACUUAAAGCCCAAGGUGCCCUCUAGAUUCAUGUCUGAGCUCAGUGCUGGCCCCCACCUGACAGGUCCUGUCUGAAUCAGCUCAGAAUCACAAC
Molecule: messenger RNA, 1214 nt
Organism: Dryobates pubescens (Downy woodpecker)
Lineage: Eukaryota; Metazoa; Chordata; Aves; Piciformes; Picidae
Gene: VXN
Product: vexin
Exons: 6
Coding region: 316-921 (201 amino acids)
Biological process (GO): neuron differentiation; neurogenesis
Source: RefSeq, a predicted model, not a curated record